Molecule: messenger RNA, 7312 nt
Organism: Salvelinus fontinalis (brook trout)
Lineage: Eukaryota; Metazoa; Chordata; Actinopteri; Salmoniformes; Salmonidae
Product: Krueppel-like factor 12
Exons: 6
Coding region: 241-1377 (378 amino acids)
Biological process (GO): regulation of transcription by RNA polymerase II
Molecular function (GO): DNA-binding transcription factor activity, RNA polymerase II-specific; RNA polymerase II cis-regulatory region sequence-specific DNA binding
Source: RefSeq, a predicted model, not a curated record
CAUUUGCAAGUACAACAGUUCUCUGUGCAGCUCCCCAUUCAUUUCCUGAGAACUGCGAGAGCUCAGCAGCUGAGCGACAGAAGGGGAGGGAGCUGUGCACACAGAGAGGGAGAGAGAGAGAGUGAGAGAGAGAGAGCGAGAGAGAGCGAGAAAGGGGAACGAGAGAGCGAGAGAGAGGACUGGAGAAGAGAACUGUUUCCUACGGCUCUGCAGCUUCUGACAAGACGGCCCGAGAACAGGAUGUUAAUGCUUGACGGAAUGCCUGCAGUCCGAGUCAAAGCCGAGCCCCUGGAAUCGGAACAAGGGUCCCCCAAAGUACACCGCUACCCCACGAUGGACGCCGUCCCCCUCCUCCUGAGCAAAGUCAAAUCUGAACCUCCUGAGGACCUGCUCUCCCACGACCCCCACUUCCAGACGCAGACCGAGCCCGUCGACCUGUCAAUCAACAAGCCGCGCCCCUCCCCCCCGUCCGUCACCUCCACCGCUUCUCCUGUCACUUCCGCUUUCUCUCCGUCCUCCAUGUCUUCUUUAUCAUCAUCCUCCUCCUCUCCGUCUGUCAUCACAUCUGCCUCAUCUGUGCUCACACCCGGGCCCCUGGUGGCCCCUGGAGCCGGUGUCCAGGGUCAUCAUCAUCAUCAUCAUCAUCAUCAUCAGCAGCAGUUUUUGCACAUCCUGCACCCUGUGCCGCCGCCACCCUCCAGCCCCUUGAACCUGGGAGGGGUACAGGGCAUAGGAGGAGGAGUAGGGGGAAAGAUGGGGGGCCACCACCUGCAUCGUAUCCCUGUAGUGGUACAGUCCCUGCCCCUCAUGUACACCACGGCCGUGCGCUCACCCUCCAGCCUCCACAACAAUGCCAUCAUGCUACCUCUGCUGGACAAUCAUAAGAGCCACCAUAGCAAAGCAUACACAGACCACAACAGCUUGUCGCCGCGGCACAUCAAGAGUGACAGUGACGAUGAUGACCUGCCCAAUGUCACCCUGGACAGUGUCAUCGAGACCGGAUCUACCGCGCUGUCUAUAGCACGCGCCGUACAGGAUUCCAUGUCACCAUUCAGUAUUGAGAGCAUACGGCGCCCUCAGAGGUCAGAGUCGCCCGACUCCAAGAAGAGACGCAUCCACAGGUGUGACUUUGAGGGCUGCAAUAAGGUCUACACCAAGAGCUCCCAUCUAAAAGCACACCGGAGGACGCACACAGGUGAGAAGCCAUACAAAUGCACCUGGGACGGCUGCACGUGGAAGUUCGCCCGCUCUGACGAGCUGACUCGCCAUUACCGGAAACACACAGGCAUCAAGCCCUUCAAGUGUGCAGACUGUGACCGCAGCUUCUCCCGUUCAGACCACCUGGCUCUGCAUCGACGGAGACACAUGCUGGUGUGAAACAGUUUCAGGGUGAUGAUGUCAUCAGACGAAGCAGAAGCACACAUUUACACACACACACACACAUCGUCGCAGGGGGGGAGCGGGGUCUCUCCCUCAAUGUGGUUCAGCUGGACUGAACACACACUGUUGUCUAUCCGUGAGGCAGUGGGAAAAGAGAGCGAAAAGCACAGAAUGGUGUUUGUCUGUCCACAGAGCAAAAAAAAAACAGGGUCGGUUCUGGAUCCUCACUGACUGAGGAGGGUUGGAACCGGAGAAGGCUCUUUUGUUGUCAUUUUGGAGUUUGGAGUUUUUACGACAAUCUGUCUUUUUUCCUAGCACUGUUCUUAAAUGGUUUCACUUCUGAGUUUUUUUGGAGGGAUGUUCUUCGUUCAUUUGGAAGGAAACUUGAAUCGCAACCAUUUUGUUCUUGUUGUCUUUGUUUUAGUUAUAUUGUUCAAAAUGGCUGCUUUUCUAGCGUCUAUAAUGUGAAAGAACUCUAUGGAUUGGAUGGCUGGAUGAAUGGAUGGAAGGGCUGUAUGCAUGUGUUUUGAAGUAUAGGGCCUUGGAUUGGACAAUGGAAUAAAAAGACACAGAUUCCAAUUUGCCUAUGGAAAGUAUUGUUGCACAGUUCCCGCCGUACAGCAGCUUCCUGAAUCUCUGUGUUUCAGGACAACCCGGCACCAGAGGGUGCCAUCCACACAUAGAUUGUACCUAUAAAAACUGGUUUGAGUGUUCUAGAAUCAGUAUUGUAGAAUAAGUUCUAGUACCAGUGUUCUAGAUUAAGAAGCAUCCGGAGCAUCGCAAUGGACCAGUGAUGUAGAUGCAGAGUUGUUUUUGCUAUUUGUUUUGUUUUUCAUUCAAUGGAUCUUGUUAACACACGAGAUCGACUCAACCACAUUGAGGCUCAUCACCUUGAGCCUCUUCUAAACUUUUUCUUUAAAAAAAAACUUGAUUGGUGCAUUUUGUGCAGUGAUUAGCAAUCAGUAAAGUGCAAUCUCAUUGGGUAAAUAGAGUUUUAAUAUGGAGACUUUUAUUGUAUCUUGCUGUGUAUGCCUGUUUUUGAUACAUUUUCACAAAGAAACAUCAAUCCGCACCCCCAAUGUACAAUGAAAAAUCGAAUGAACAUAUCCGGUAUGUGAAAACAACUUUGAAGCACCUUACAGAUUCACACAUAUGAUGAUUCCAUAAUAUUCAAGGAUUUUGUUUCAUAUCCCUGGUAUUUUCAGUGGAAGGGAUUGGCAUUGUGAUCAUUUGUGUGUUAGUAGUCUAUAGGUAAAGCAUAUUGGCUUCAGUUCAGAGGGCUAACCCGGGAACUCAGUUGCUCUAGUUCAAUUGGAAGGCAAUACGUUCAGAACAGGGAAAUGUUCUGGUUGCUGAUACCCAAAAUGACCCUAAAUCCCUCUGUUACAGAUAUAUUUCUACCAGUGCCACUUCGUACUCUAUACUACACAUUUCUAUAUUUCUACUGGGUUUGUAGCUACAGCACAAGGUUCUAGGCAAGCUCACUGUAAACAGUUUGGAAAAUGUCACAUUAAUGAUGGGUGGUUGAGGAGGAACAGGUUUUUUCAAAAUGUAUUCAUGAACAGACCUACAUGUUUGUCGAACUUGGAACAAAAUCUCCCCUUCUCUUUUCUACAUCGUAGUACACGAUGCACACAGACAGUUGGCCCUGUAGCUUUGUCUGGGGGUUUGCGAGAGAGCGAUGUCUUUUUUAGUCAUACAGAGGUCUUCAGAUCCAGCUUCAGGUCUACCUUUUCUUGCAAUUUGUCUUGCAUGUCCCUCAAUGACAGAUAUCCAUACUGCGGUUUCUACUGUCUCAUCUACCAUAUCUCAGAGUAAAGGGUUAUUCAACACAGUAAAACCACAUUUUGAUCAGUCUCUGUACAUGGAUCAAAAAGAGAUCUACGGCAAAAUAGAGAUGUUUUCACAGCUAUAGGCUGCCUUACAAAAGUAUUCAGACCCCUUGAAUUUUUCAAAUUUAUUGUGUUACAAAGUGGAAUUAAAUUGUCAUUUUUUGUCAACCAUGUACAUACAAAACUCUGUAAUGUCAUUUUUUUUAAUUAAUAAAAUAAAAUAGUCAUUGCAUAAGUAUUCAGCCCCAUUUGUUUAGGCAAGCCUAAAUUAGUUCAGGAGUGAAGUUUGGCUUAACAAAUCCCACAAAUCACAUGUACAUGGACUCACUCUAUGUGAAAUAAUAGGGUUUGACAUGAUUUCUAAAGGACUAACCCUUCCUCUGUCCCCCAUACAACAUCUGUAAGGUCCCUCAGACAAGUAUUGUAUUUAAAGCACAUAUUCAACUACAAAGUCCAGGGAGAUUUUCGAAUCAGACAUGGACAUGGACUAUCUCUUUAAGCAUGGUCUAGUUAAUAAUUAUGCUGUGCAUCAUAUAUUAAACCACCUAGGCACCUCAAAGAAACAGUCGUUCUUCUGAACUGAGCAGCAGGACGGGAAUGAAACUACUCAGGUAUCUAACCAUCAGACCACUGAGGAUUUUAAACCAGCUGCGGAGUUUAAUGGCUGUGAUGGGAGAGAACUGAGGAUUGAUCCAUCCUCAAAAAAGGAUGGAUCACAUACACAUAUUUAGCAGAUGAUCACCAACAUUGUAGUGACUCCAAAAGAAUGACCUAAAUGAUAGUCAAAAGAAUAACACAAAUAUACAAAAUAAUAUAAUACUGCAAAAAAACAUGGCAAAUGAAUAGUGUAUUCAUUUGCCAUGUUUUUUUGCAGUAUUAUAUUAUUUUGUAUAUUUGUGUUAAUUACUUUUGGCCUAAAUGCAAAGCCCUAUUUUGGGGCAAAUCCAACACAACACAUCACUGAGUAACGGUCUCCUUAUUUUCAAGCUUGGUGGUGGCUGAAUCAUGGAUGCUUGACAUCAGCAAAUACUGGGGAGAUUUUAAUGGAUAAAAAGAAAUGGGAUAGGGCUAUACACAGUCAAACUCCUGGAGCAAAACCUUCUUCAGUCUGCUUUACACCAGACACUGGAAUUCAUCUUUCAGCAGGACAAAAACCUACAACACAAGGCCAAAUCUACACUGGAGUUGCUUACCAAGAAAAUAGUGUUUGUUCAUAAGUGGCCAAGUUACAGUUUUGACUUUAAUCUGCUUGAAAAAGUAAGGCAUGACUUGAAAAUUUCUGACUAGCAUUUUGAACAUAAUAAUUGGCAAAUAUUGCACAAUCAAGGUGUGCAAAGCUCUUAGAGACUUACCCAAGAAGACUCACAGCUGUAAUUGCGGUCAAAUGUGUUUUUUAACAUGUAUGGACUCGACUAUAUUUCCUACGACUAUAUUUCCUUUAUUUCUUUUGAAUACAGAGUAUUUUGUGUAGAUUGUUGAGAAAAGAAAUACAAUUAAAUCAAAUUUAAUCCCACUUUGUAACACAAUAAAAUGUGAAGAAAUCCAAGGCAUCUCAAUACUUUUGAAAGGCACUGUAACUGGGUUAUUCUAAAAAUAAUAAUAUGGCUCAACUUCCAUUUAGUCUUAGCUAUGACGUCAACCACUUAUGUUUUGCAGGUUGUUUGACGUCAACUUUAAAUUUCCAAUUUAUCCAGCCGGUUGGAAAUAGAUGCCUAUGGACAUACAAAUAACACUACAUAAAUCUUUCUGAGACACAUGAAAGCAAUAUUGUAAGCUUUUCCUAUCAGCGAAGUUAUCAGAUUUCACUUUUUUGCAAUUAUGUGACACAGAUCUGAUGGUGUUUAUCAUUAUCAAAGCCGUUCAUAACAGAAUCCCACAUGUAUGAUAACUGUAUUUGUUCAAAGUAUUUUUACAACUUGCAUUUUAUACACAGAGGUUUUCGCUGGAUCCCCGCUUACAGUUUCAGAAGCACAUUUCAGAAGGCCAGCAUAUGCUCAGUGACUUUAAUAACACACACAGACACACCAGCGUAGUGGUCCUGUACUAGAGUUCAAAACCACAUCAUUACCUGAAACAAAACUAUAUUUUGCAGAAACAUGCCCAAUUUGUCUCUUUCCCUUUUGGUAUUAUGAAGUAUUAUAAUAUAUGUCAUAUUAUGUUGCUACGGUAUAUGUUUGUGUACAUGUGAAUAUUUCCAAUUGUAUUGCCUUUUUUGGCUCAUGCAUAUCAUCAGCACCUUGUUUGUUAUGAAGUAUAGUUUUUAAAUGAAUUCAUUUGAAAUGUUAAAUCCAUUGAUACAUAUUAAUAAUUAUCAACAUAUUUUAUUAUUCAUAUACUGUACUUUUCUGAAAUGAGGGGCACUUCAUCUUGCAUAUAACAAUUUUCUGUAAAAAAAUAUAUAUAUUUUGAAAUGUUGUAAAAUAUGUGAUAGUGGAAAUAAAUAAAAAGUAUUACUCAGUUCUACAGUCUGUAUAUACAUAAAAGAAAUAGGCCUUUUAAUUAUUAGACAACAGGAAAUACAUUUAUACAUGUAAAGUCUUUUUCAGAGACACUCAUUUAUCUGAUUUGAUAUACAGUACAAUGGAGCUAUUGAUAAUAAACAAUUUGUUAUCUAAAAUACUCAUAUAAAUGAUCAAAUGUGAUGUCAAAAAUUUGCCAUUUAGCAUUUUGGUUUGUGAUUGUCUUCUUUCUCAAAACAAGAGAAAGUUUCCAUAUAAAUAUUGUCAAACAUUUGAUCAGAUAAUUGCUGUAUAGAUCAAACCCAAAUACGUUAUUCUCCACCCACCCACGUUCAAUUGAACAAUCUUACAAGUAGAAGUGCAGAUUCAUAUCAACAUUAUAUCAAACUAUUUAAUUCAGGGUUUCAUUCACAAUAGCAUUGUUGUUAAUUUUUUUUAACUUCACUUGAAAGUUAACUAAUAUUUUGCAUGUGUACACAUAGGCUUAUUGUAUGCAUGCAUUAUCAUUCCCCUUUAGCAUUAUGAAAACUUUUUACAAGCAUCCAAGUAAUGGUAAGCAGGGUCAAACUUAUGCAAUAAUGAAUAGUGCCUCCUAUCACAGCAAAUCUCUGAAAAGCAUCCACUUAAACUAUUUCACAACUAACAUGUAUCACAUUAAUUCAAAAUAAUAGACUUUUGAAUUGAUACUCAGCCAGAGAAGUAUUCGUAAAAAAAUAAAAGCACAUCAACUCUGAAAUCAUUAUGCAAACAGGCCACCUCCCAUUUUUCAGUUUAUAUUCAAUGCACUGAGCCUUACCACAUUGUUUCAAUACAGUAUCCUCAUACCAGCCUUUUACAUGCUGUAUGAAUCUCCCAUGGAAGCUGAAUAUGAUUUGCAUGGAUGUAUUUUGCUGAAAACUUCGCUUAAAAUAAUUUAAUUGUUUUAUCGUCAUCGUAUCAUUUGGGUUUUGACCUCUCCGAUACUGGUUAUUUGUGCAAAUACUUUCAUUUUUCAUAAUCAUAUUUCUGCAUACAAAAGCACAGAAGAGCCAUUUGAUAUAACUGAUUUUACACAGUGUUGAAUGUAUUGUGGUUCACAGGGAAAGCUCUAUUGAAUGUGUAAAAGCCAGAAUACCAACCCUUGGGGAGCACCCUGUGAAAUCAAUUUGAUUACACUUAUAUCUGUAUCCGUUCAAUAUUAAUUUAAUUUCUGUUUUAAAUUAUGCGUUUCUUUUAUCUCUGCUUUUGAAUAAUUAUUUAGUGAUGCGAAUGCCUUUGUUUCAAGCUUACUGCUAUUAUGUACAGUAAUUGUUGUUCCUGUAUUUAUGUAUAGUGCCUGUAUUGUACAUUUAUUCAGAGUUUUUCAUUCUUACAGUAAAGUUGUGAUAUUGCCCUGCAAUGUUUCAAAGGGAGACCCUAGCUCAAGGAAUUCUAUGAACAGAUUCGGAAACCCAAUGUUUUUCAAAGGUAGAAAUAACAAGUGUUUUUCUCAUUUCUUUUUCUUUCUUCUGUUUUAUUAUUUUCUGUUCUUCAAAAGUUGUCUAAAUAUUCUGUCAAUAGUCUUCAUAUGGACGGAGCUGUGAAAUGAAACCGAGUUCCAACAUAAUGUUUAUUAAUAUGAAUGGAGGCAUGAAGGUUAAUAAAGUUACAUUUUGUAUGUAA